AUGUUCGCCUUAGGGGUCCCCCCAGUUCCCCCCCCUGAUGAUGAUGAUGAUGAUGAUGAUGAUGAUGAUGAUGAUGAUGAUGAUGAUGAUGAUGGCGGCACUGGCACAGCGCAGACCCGUCGCGCAGUGCAGAAGCGAAAUUCCGCUUUAAAAAAAAAAAAAAAAAUUAAACCGUAA
Plasmodium vivax (malaria parasite P. vivax) is the source of this 177-nucleotide messenger RNA. RefSeq lists its product as hypothetical. Lineage: Eukaryota; Apicomplexa; Aconoidasida; Haemosporida; Plasmodiidae. The coding region runs from base 1 to 177 and encodes 58 amino acids. The transcript has 2 exons. The record is from RefSeq and is a predicted model, not a curated record.